AUGGACGGUAAAGGAUCUCAAAAACGCGACGGUCGUUAUGGUCGUCACGGUCGUCACGGUCGACACCACGACUCUGAAUCCUGGCGAAAACCCUACGAUUCCUCGCAGCAAAGUCGUAAGCAAGGUCCCCAACAAGACAAUCAGCAAAGUAAUCAGCAAGCUCCCCGGCAAGGCAGCAAGCAAGGAAACCAGCAAGGCAGCAAACAAGGCAACAAGCAAGGCGACCAGCAAGACAACCAGCAAGUUCUCCAGCAGGCUCCCCAACAAAAUCGCCAGCAAGAUUAUCAGCCAUUCCGCCAGCCGGUUCAGCAGCCGAUCCAGCAGCCGAUCCAGCAGCAGAUUCAACAGCCAGCUCAACAGUCGGUUCAGCAACCAGCCCAACAGCCAGUUCGGCACCUAAGCCACGAAUCCAGUCAUGAAUCCAGUCCCGCACCAAGCAGUCAUAGACUCUCCGAUCACAAUCAUGCCGUUGUGAAAACUCUUGUCGAGGAGGUUGAUGCUUUGAGACACACCAUUGAAUUUGUCGGACAGCGCAAUGUCGAGACGCUCGCUAAAUUCGAGGCAUUGAAGAAGGAUUUCUCCAGUUUGAUGCAGAAAUACACGAGCCUCGAGAUUUCAUUCAAACAGAGCGUCGCCAACACCCCAGGGGGUGGUCAGAUCCUACGGUCUAUGGAAGAAAACGAAGAGCGCAGGCGACGCUCAGCCCGCAAUUCGGUAGCAAUCCCUAUUGCAACUCAUAGUCAGUCUCGGGAUGAUAUUAUACCCGAAGAGAAGUUUUACAUUGAUAGCAUAAUUGAGUUCUGCUACGAACUCCUCAACCAUCAAGUUCACGUAACUAAUGAACUCCGCGAGGAGCUCGACCUGGCGACCCAAGAAAACGCCGAGCUUCGUGCUCGCCUCCAGUCUUAG
Molecule: messenger RNA, 909 nt
Organism: Daldinia vernicosa
Lineage: Eukaryota; Fungi; Ascomycota; Sordariomycetes; Xylariales; Hypoxylaceae
Exons: 2
Coding region: 1-909 (302 amino acids)
Source: RefSeq, a predicted model, not a curated record